UUAUUAUGGGUAAAAAUCUGUAUCACGAUGAUGGUGGUGGUGGUGAUAAUGGUGGUGGUGAAGAUGAUGAUUGCAUUUUACUAUUAACCCUGUACCACUGUCCAUAUCAUUAAUGUUUUCAUUCAUUCAGGAGCAAGGCCACAUCCAUAGUUAGUUGAAUAAUGGCACUCUAGAAAACAACACAUCCCAAUUACUUUAUGACUCAUCUGAUAUUAACCCCAUUGUGGGACCAUUGUGGACUGAGGGAUGCUCCCCAUUCAUAUUCAGGUGUUGCCUUCACUUCUUUACAUUAGCGCUUGCGCAGACCAUCAUGAUUCAUGUCAGAGCGCGAUGAUGGCCUCAGGUCUAUGAUAUAUAAGUCUUGUUUCGAUGCUGUUUUGAAAACGCACUGUUGCAGGUUCAUUGGAAGGCACAAUUAUUGUAGAAGAGAUAUCCUUUUCAUAACAACUUCACAGAAACAUCUCCUGUCACAGUUAAACUCAGAUUCCUCCCAAUCUCCUGAGAUGAAGGUGAAUGUCUUCGUUUUCGCCGUGGCUCUACUUGGUGCCUUCCAACCUCGCUAUGAUUGUAGAGCUAUUGAAACCCCCCGGGCGGUCCAUCCAUCCCACAAUCUACAGGCGGAGCUGCAACAGCAACUCCCUAUUCUUCUGCGACUAGGAGAGGAGUACUUCAUUCGGCUAGACAACUCCAAUCAAAAUUCGCUCCAGUCCUCCUCACCGAACACAUCUCCUGGAGCUGCUGCGCCCUCAACAACGGUCAACAGGGCUUUACAACUUCAGCUCACGCAGCGCCUUAUGCAAGGUAAAGUCGGUGACAUCAAUCGGUUUCUGAACAGCUACGCUAACCAGAUGGGUGAUUCCAUGGAAAUAGGAAAGAGGUCCGGGCCGGGCGAAGAGCCACCGAUCUCUUUGGACCUGACGUUCCACCUGCUGAGGGAAGUUCUAGAAAUGGCUCGAGCCGAGCAAUUAGCACAGCAGGCAAAUAGUAACCGAAAAAUGAUGGACAUAUUCGGGAAAUGAAAGUGUUAGAAACACAUUUGCCAAAUAAUUUGUUUACAUCUUGCAAAGUGUACGGUACUAUUCCAUUUCUGUAUUACUCUUUAAUUGGUUAACGUUCGUUAUUUUAUUUAUAAUUUGUAUUUAUUUAAACGAGAGCUGUAAAAUCGAGUUGUAAUUCCCUGUAUAUUUAUUACAUUGUUUGGUGAGAAGCAAACAUAGCCCGUUGACAUGCUGAAACUGAACAAAUAUCCUUUGUCUUAAAUUAUAUUCAAGCAUAACAUGUUUUGUAUAUACUGUUAGUCACACAUUCAUCCUCUCUUUCUGAAAUUCCCUCUCAUUGUACAACUGGUUAAAGUUUGAUAAUAAAAUACAAUAUGAGCAACCAAUCA
Messenger RNA from Salvelinus fontinalis (brook trout), 1387 nucleotides. RefSeq names its product corticoliberin-1-like. Lineage: Eukaryota; Metazoa; Chordata; Actinopteri; Salmoniformes; Salmonidae. Gene Ontology annotation, molecular function: hormone activity. The record is from RefSeq and is a predicted model, not a curated record. The coding region runs from base 318 to 1019 and encodes 233 amino acids. The transcript has 2 exons. Gene Ontology annotation, cellular component: extracellular region.